Mustela lutreola (European mink) is the source of this 945-nucleotide messenger RNA. RefSeq names its product olfactory receptor 10H3-like. The coding region runs from base 16 to 945 and encodes 309 amino acids. The transcript has a single exon. NCBI's taxonomy places the organism in Eukaryota, Metazoa, Chordata, Mammalia, Carnivora, Mustelidae. Gene Ontology annotation, molecular function: G protein-coupled receptor activity; olfactory receptor activity. Gene Ontology annotation, biological process: G protein-coupled receptor signaling pathway. Gene Ontology annotation, cellular component: membrane. The record is from RefSeq and is a predicted model, not a curated record.
GGUCAGAACUAUAGCAUGGUCUCUGAAUUCAUCCUCGUGGGCUUUUCCACCUUCCCUCGGCAUCUCCUGCCUGCCUUCUUCUUGCUGUACCUGCUGAUGUACCUGUUCACCCUGCUGGGGAACUUGAUCAUCAUGGCCACUAUCUGGAGUGAGCACAGCCUGCACACGCCUAUGUACCUCUUCCUGUGUGCCCUGUCCAUCUCUGAAAUUCUGUUCACCAUUGUGGUUACUCCUCGCAUGCUGGUUGACAUGCUCUUCAGCCACAGCUCGAUCACCUUUGUGGCCUGUGCCAGUCAGAUGUUCUUUUCCUUCACAUUCGGCUUCACCCACUCCUUCCUGCUCAUGAUCAUGGGCUAUGACCGCUACUUGGCCAUCUGCCACCCCCUGCGCUACAACGUGCUCAUGAGCCCCCGCACCUGUGCUCGUCUGGUGUCCUGGACCUGGGCUGGUGGCUCAGUCAUGGGGAUGAUGGUGAUCCUGAUAGUUUUUCAUCUCACCUUCUGUGGGUCUAAUGUCAUACACCAUUUUUUCUGCCAUGCGCUUUCCCUCCUAAAGUUGGCCUGUGGGAAGGAGACAUCCUCUGUCACUUUGGGUGUGAUCCUGGUGUGUGUCACAGCUCUGAUGGGAUGUUUAUUCCUCAUCAUCCUCUCCUAUGUCUUCAUUGUGGCCGCCAUAUUGAGGAUCCCUUCAAGUGAAGGCAGGCACAAGACCUUCUUCACAUGUGUGUCCCACCUCACUGUGGUCAUUGUGCACUAUGGUUUUGCCUCCAUGAUCUACCUCAAGCCCAAGGGCCCCCAUUCUAUGGACAGUCACACUCUGAUGGCCACUACCUAUAUAGUCUUCACUCCCUUUCUCAGCCCAAUUAUUUUCAGCCUCAGGAAUAAGGAGCUCAAGAAUGCCAUAAAGAAAAGCUUCCAGAGAAAAUUCAGUCCCCUAAGUUCCUGA